AUUUGCACCGUCGCGACGCUCAAACGAACGAACAAACGUCUACCGUAAAGCGACACCGGCACGCGGGUUUCACGACUGUUUGAAAUCUAUCAACGGUCAGUGCAUUUUUUUUGUCAAAUAUCAAAGUACAACAUCAACCAAACGAAAUGGCUACGUCAAGAACAUCUCGGUAUACUUACCGUUCUGGAGGAUCAACGGCUGAUGUUAACAUCGAAUACAGCGCCGAUCUUAGUGCCCUUUCUAGGCUUGAGGACAAAAUCCGUUUGCUCUCCGAUGAUUUGGAAUCAGAAAGGGAAUUUCGAGCUAGGAUUGAACGAGAAAAGGCAGACCUAAGCGUGCAGGUGAUCCAGCUUUCUGAACGUUUGGAAGAGGCGGAAGGCGGAGUCGAAACCCAAAUCGAAGUAAACAAAAAGCGCGAUUCCGAAUUGCUAAAGAUUCGCAAACUACUCGACGACGUUCACCUGGAGUCGGAGGAAACGGCCCAGCUGUUAAAAAGGAAACACCAAGAAGUUAUUGUCGACUUUCAGGAACAGAUUGAGAUCUUAUCUAAACUUAAAGCCAGAUCUGACAAAGAAAAAAGUAAGUUCCAAGCUGAAGUAUACGAACUUAUCGCACAAGUAGACAGUCUGAACAAGGAGAAAUUCUUAUCGAUCAAGCAUGUCGAGAAAUUGGAAAUUAGCAUUUCCGAACUCAACGUUAGGAUCGAGGAGCUCAACCGCACCAUCGUCGAUAUCACAUCACACAAAACGCGUUUGUCUCAAGAAAACAUCGAACUCAUCAAGGAAGUGCAAGACAUUAAGGUGAAUCUUGAAAACGCGGUGUAUCUGAAAACUCAACUUGCUGGUCAAUUGGAAGAUGCGAGACGUCGUGCCGAGGAUGACGAAAGGAAACGGUCCCUUUUGGAAGCGCAACUUCACCAGGUUGAGGUUGAAUUGGAGUCCAUACGCGUUCAGCUCGAGGAAGAGAGUGAGGCGCGUUUAGACUUGGAAAGGCAACUGGUCAAAUCCCAAGGGGAGGUUCAAAUUUGGAAAUCCAAGUACGACACCGAGUGCGUCGCUCACGCCGAGGAGGUUGAGGAACUGCGCCGCAAGUACAAUAUCAGAAUUACCGAGAUGGAGGAGCACAUCGAGUCGCUCUUGGUCAAAGUGAAUAACCUCGAGAAGCAAAAGUCGCGCUUGCAAUCCGAAGUGGAAGUGCUUAUUAUUGAUUUGGAAAAAGCCAACAACACCGCUCGCGAAUUGCAAAAGCGCGUUGAACAAUUGGAACGACUUAAUAUUGAACUGAAGAGCCGUCUCGACGAAACCAUUCAACUUUACGACCAAGCCCAACGCGAUCUCCGCAACAAACAAGCAGAGCUUCAACGUCUCAGCCACGAACUGGACAAGACCCGCGAACAACGCGACGCCCUCGCGCGCGAAAACAAAAAACUCGCCGACGAUCUCACCGAUGCCCGCAACACCAUCACCGAACUAACCCGUCGCCUGCACGAGAUGGAACUCGAAGUUCGUCGGUUGGAGAACGAGCGCGAGGAGCUCACCGCCGCGUACAAGGAAGCGGAGGCUGGCCGUAAAGCUGAGGAGCAACGCGCUCACCGUCUAUCAUCUGAGUAUGCGCAAUUCCGUCACGAAGCCGAGAAGCGCUUGCAUGAGAAGGAUGAGGAAAUCGAAGCUAUUCGCAAGCAGACCAGCAUUGAAAUCGAACAACUAAAUGCACGCGUCGUUGAAGCGGAAACCAGGCUCAAAUCCGAAGUGGCUCGUAUUAAGAAGAAGUUGCAAAUUCAAAUCACCGAGUUGGAAAUGUCACUGGAUGUCGCAAACAAGACUAACAUCGAUCUUCAGAAGACCGUCAAGAAGCAAUCUCUCCAACUCAACGAGAUCACCGCCCAAUAUGACGAAAUUAAUCGCCAAUUGCAAAUUACCAUGGACUCGCUUAGCGUCACCCAAAGGAAGUACCAAGCCUUGAUGGCCGAAUGUGAAGAAAUCCGUGGCAACUACGAAUCUGCCCUACGUGCCAAGAAAGCGGUUGAAUUACAAUAUGAGGAAGCUCACUCGAGAAUCAACGAAUUGGGAACAAUCAACGCUAACUUGAACAAUACCAAGGUCAAGAUCGAGCAGGAACUCCAAACUGUUGUAGCAGACUACGAGGAAAUCACGAAAGAGUUGCGUAUUUCCGAUGAACGUUACCAACGCGUCCAGGUAGAAUUAAAACACACCGUCGAGAUUCUCCAUGAGGAACAGGAGCGAGUGGUGAAGAUCGAGGCGAUUAAGAAGUCACUGGAGAUCGAAGUUAAAAACCUAUCCGUUCGUCUUGAGGAAGUCGAAGCUAACGCAAUUGUUGGCGGUAAACGCAUCAUUGGCAAACUUGAAGCUCGCAUUCGCGACAUCGAAUUGGAACUUGACGAAGAAAAGAGACGCCACGCCGAAACCAUCAAGAUCCUCCGCAAGAAGGAACGCACCGUCAAAGAAGUGAUGAUUCAAUGCGAAGAAGACCAAAAGAACAUCUCCAUCUUAUCAGAGGCCCUCGACAAGUCCAACCAGAAACUCAUGCUCUUCAAGAGACAGCUCACCGAACAGGAGGGCAUGUCCCAGCAAAGUGUAACUCGUGUACGUCGCUUCCAAAGGGAAUUGGAAGCUGCCGAAGAUCGCGCCGACACAGCCGAAAGCAAUCUUUCUUUAAUUCGCGCGAAACACCGCACAUUCGUUACCACAAGCAGCGUACCUGGAUCCCAAGUGUAUUUAGUUCAGGAAUCCCGGACUUCCGAGAUCUAAGUCGCUGCUAGUGCCAGAUUCUUUUUUUAAAUUUAAUUUCACGCGCAAACACAAUUAAUUAGAUACACUAUACACUCUACACCAAUCAUAUGAAACUUUUAUGUGAAAUGUAAUUAACGCCAUCGAUAUUUGAUUGAUGUUCAAAAAUUAUUUUCCAUGCAUAUUAUGUAAUAAAUUGUUUGAAUGUUA
Messenger RNA from Photinus pyralis (common eastern firefly), 2957 nucleotides. Its product is annotated as paramyosin, long form-like. The record is from RefSeq and is a predicted model, not a curated record. Lineage: Eukaryota; Metazoa; Arthropoda; Insecta; Coleoptera; Lampyridae. The coding region runs from base 147 to 2768 and encodes 873 amino acids. Gene Ontology annotation, cellular component: myosin complex. The transcript has 12 exons.